UACUGUGUGAGCUGUGAUUGGUCACAGCUUAUCACAUGGUACUAGGCUGUUGUGAAUAGCCUUGUACCAUGUGACCUCUGUGAUCAUUCACAGAUUUCACACGUGUUAAGCAAUGAUGCCAGGAAGUGACAUCUUGCUUACUACUCUUCAUGUGAUCACUGAUUGGCCAAUCACGCCGCAAUUUGCAGCCUCGGCUGUCAAUGACUGGGUCCUGGCCGGUGAUUUACCACCAGGCACCUGGUGAUCUCCGAGGAUUUCUGAUGGGGGGGGGGACUUUUAUGUAAACAAUACAGAUCUCUCCCCUGUCAGCUCCUGCACACUGCUUUGUA
Molecule: messenger RNA, 329 nt
Organism: Staurois parvus
Lineage: Eukaryota; Metazoa; Chordata; Amphibia; Anura; Ranidae
Source: the annotation of a GenBank genome assembly